AUGUCGUUCCCGACCAGAUCGCUAUCGACCCGACUCCCCGGUGCAGGGUCGCAAAACGCCUCCUCGACAGGUGCAUCGCCUAUGCUGGUUGCGCGCAUCGCAGAGAAGAAGGCAGAGUUGGAGCACCUGAAGGAGUUGCGGGACCUCAGCGCAGCAGUGGCCGGUCAGAUGGAAGCCUUGGAGCAGAAGCUAUCCACAUUGUCAGACGGCACGGAAGCGAUUGCUAUGGUUAUUGGAAACUGGCACAAUGUGCUGAGCGCCAUCAACAUGGCAUCUGCCCAACUCGCGAAACCGCCAGCAAACGAGCCGUCGGAGACCGAAGAACCCAGCAUGCCUCUCCCACAGACGCUGGUUCGCAUUCCGACCGAACAUGCCCCGACACUGCAGGCACAGGCCGAGAACGUGGCAGAGAACGCCGAGAAUUCAUCCACCAUAUGA
Colletotrichum karsti is the source of this 438-nucleotide messenger RNA. Its product is annotated as DASH complex subunit Dad2. The coding region runs from base 1 to 438 and encodes 145 amino acids. NCBI's taxonomy places the organism in Eukaryota, Fungi, Ascomycota, Sordariomycetes, Glomerellales, Glomerellaceae. Gene Ontology annotation, cellular component: mitotic spindle pole body; DASH complex; mitotic spindle. Gene Ontology annotation, biological process: attachment of spindle microtubules to kinetochore; mitotic cell cycle. The transcript is spliced from 3 exons. The record is from RefSeq and is a predicted model, not a curated record.